Bradysia coprophila is the source of this 4571-nucleotide messenger RNA. RefSeq lists its product as uncharacterized. Gene Ontology annotation, cellular component: cytoplasm. Gene Ontology annotation, molecular function: protein binding. Lineage: Eukaryota; Metazoa; Arthropoda; Insecta; Diptera; Sciaridae. The record is from RefSeq and is a predicted model, not a curated record.
AGAAGAAACUUCAUUUUACUGUCAUUCAGAGUUUCAUCAUCACACAAAACAAACAUCAUUAGCACCAGAAAGUUUACAAUUUUUACGAUUUUUCUGUCGUUUGUUUGUUAUUGAGCAAUCGCAGAUGAUUUGUUGCAUUGAUUUGGUUAAAGUGAUUAAUAGUACAAACUUAUAAACUAUACGAACACCGUAGUAGUAGUGUGCAUGAUUGUGUUACGCGAUAUAUAUGUUGUGCAGUGAAGUUGAUAAAAGUGGUUUGAUAAUUACUCAUAAUCUGCAAAGAAAUUACUCAUUUUGUUAGUCGUAUCUGAAAUUGUUUUUGUUUUUAAACUCCGUGACACUCACCACGCCAUUAUGACCUCUAUAAUAUUUAGCUAAAAAUAGUCGCAAAAAAUAUAAUUCAUAAAAGUAAAUAAAUAACAAAAUUUUGAGCUAAAUCGUCCAACAAUAUGACACAGCAAACAAAAGCAGAUUAAUUGAAUAAAAAAUUGAAAUUGAAAAUGGAUCCGCUAGAGAUAAGUCGUUUGGCAAAACAUCUACGACAAAGUGGUGACAAAGUAUUGAAUUCAAACUUUGCGUUGACAUUAUCAGGUGGUCUGUUACGCGCAUUAAAUGAUUCCUUCAGUUUGAUUGCCGAUGAAAAUGAAAUUUGUGCACCGCAAACGUUUCAAGUCGUGAAGCCAAACAAUUCAAAGUCGGACGCGUUCCGCGAUCUGCAAUUCAUUUAUGAUUUUGUGCAAAAGACAACCAUCUUACGGUUGACCAACUUUCAAAAUGACGACUUUGACGGAGUGGUCGAUGUGUCGAAAUUCCGCAGUCUUAAAGUACUGCAAAUUCAACGGAUCGGCAUACAACGGAUAGUCGGAAUACAACGAAUGAGACCGUAUUUGGUGGAGAUUUCGUGUAACCGUUCAAUUGAAUCCGUACAAGACAUCAUAUCGCAUUGUGGUGGUGAUAACUGUACCGGAUUUACGUGGGAUAGUUUGCAUUCGGCCGAUUUUUCAUACAAUUUAUUGACGACGAUAGAUUGUUCGCUGGAAUUUGCACCGGCGCUGCAACAUUUGAAUCUGAGCCAUAACAAAAUCGUUAGCGUUGAUGCAAUGAAAUGGCUGCCGAAUCUAAAAAUCGUCAAUUUGGGAUUCAAUCGACUCAAGUACAUACCGACAUUUCAUAAUGAGGCUGCGAGGAGAUUGCAAACAUUAAUUUUAACUUCGAAUUUCAUCGAGGACAUACAAGGAAUAUCAUCUUUGGACUCCUUAAGUGAACUUGAUGUAUCGGGAAAUUGCAUAUUGGACCAUUCAUCUCUGCUACCACUGAGCAGCCUCAUCAACUUGAGCUAUUUGAAUUUACAUGGUAAUCCACUGUCGUUUCAUCCCAGCCAUAGACAAAUUACUGCAAAGUGUCUUCAUAAAAACACUUCGAGUGUGAAGUUUGUGUUGGACAUGCAGCCCUUAUCGAAGGCUGAGAAAGCGCUCGCUGGUACCAAAACAUUGUCGGCAAAAUUUUUGCCUGGGUUGUUCCGAUCCAGUGGUCGUUCGACACCUACUAGAUCAGCAGAUCAACGCACGCCUUCGAGUAGCGUCGGAUCCAGUAGAAGCAAUCGUUUGGAUGAAAUAACUGACGGAAACGAAAUGAUUGUAUCGCGAUCGUCACAGAAGAAAAACGUUAAAAAACGUCCAGCCGAGAUAGCAGACAUUAACGAUGAUUCAGCCAAAGAAAAGACUGCGGCAAAGAGCAUUAACUUUGAAGGGAAUAAAGAUCAUCUGGAAACGAAAAGGCAAAUCGAAAGUUUACGUAAGCAAUAUGGGGACGGUUGGUUGCACAGUCAGGGUGCUAGUAUGGUGCAUGAGGUAUUGGGAAUCAAAAGCGACAACAUUGAGAGAUCGUAUUCGUCGGAGCAAAUGUUACAAUCGCUGUUGGAGGAAUCGGGCGCUGUGCCGCCCAAAAGUGACGACUGCCUAACGUCUACACCCAACAUAUCGACUGUGGCUACAAGUUCGGCUGAUUUGGACGUUAGUAUUGACAACCCGACAGAUGAUGCGAGUGCCUACAUAAGUUCCAACAAUACCUGUGAGAACGUAACCGUCACAGAGGAACAGUCCGACGCUUAUCAAACAGCUACUGACCUUUCUGACAUUUAUGCGCAAUCGUGUCAAUCUGAGAACGUCAUCUCGGACACGGAAGACAAUGAAGUCCAUUACAUUGUUUGUGUGGAACCAACUGACAUCGAAAUGAUUCUAGUAGUGUCUGACAUUAGUAUGAAAGAAAAGAACGUGACCAAUGGACGAACAAAGAACCGAUGGAACCUAACGUCAUUGGAAAGUUGUGAUAGGAUCAAAUCGGAUGUGUUGAGACUCAACUUUGACACAAUUAAGAAGGACAGAAAAGAACGAAUCUAUCGAGUGGAGGAAGGUUUAUGUCAGCAACUGGAGCAAUACUUGCGCGGAAUACUGGCUAAGCGACCACUGUCUGAAAUGAAUCAAUCGCUGUACCGAUGUGCUAAUUGUACGACCCAAUUUUCACGGGAAAACUUCUACAAACAACAAAACAUUGAAAUAACCUGUCCAGAAUGCAAAAGUAGCUAUGUCAUCGAAAUAAAAGAAUCGCCCCGAGCUCAAUCAAUCGAACGGGUCGGACAAUAUUUACAGCAAAACAGUAGAUUCAUGGAGCAUGAAAAACGAAAUGAUAAUUCCGGAACGCAGAGCAGUAUAGCACGAUUGGUUACUAAUAGCUUGAUACUAGCACCGAUUUCUUCGACUGCAUGGAAAAGAAGUACCGGUAAUAUAAGUUCAGCAACAUCUCUAAACGAAUCAUCUUCCUGUUCGAAAAUAUCAAAAUCGCAAAGUUCAUUUGACUCCAAUCAAAGCGUAGCAGGAAGCUCAAAUUGUGACCGUGAUGCUGAUUUUCAAUUCAACAAGAAUGGUGAUAGCGACAUAGAAAUCUUGAGUAAUCCGAGUCAGAGUAGCAUUGGGAUCAUUGACAGCAUACAGUCGAGUCGUAAACAUUCCGAAGAACGAAGGCUUUCACAAACAGAAGGUCUGGACGUGACGGCUUCGGAGUAUAUAAAUAAUUUGCAACUGUUGACUGGUGCAGCACAGGCGAUUCUGGUCAAUCAACAAACGUCCACACAGGAUUUAACAAUCGAUACGGAUAAUAGCGCUGAUGAUUCAGCAGAACGUGAAAAGAAAACCGUUCUUAGUGGUCUCCAUUUGACGGAGAGCAGUUCCUCCGGUUCUGUUACGGAUGGCAGCAUAUGUACGGCUUAUGAGCAGGGGCAUGGCGAUGCAAGCAAUUCGGAAAUAUCGAGUAAUAAAACAACAAGUCCGGUAAAUGAAAAAUUGACUCGGAAUGACAAUAGCAUAACGUCAAUGUUUGGUGGUCUUUUCCAAUCUACCAAUUUAUUAAUGUCGAAGACCGUUAAGGAUAGUGGUCCAGCAGCCGCGUGUGACAAAUUUAAGUUCUCGUAUACCGACUUCAGCAAUGUUGAUCACCGCUUCAAGUUGUUUUUAUACCAACACAUUUUCGAAGACGAGGGCGAACACUUGAAAUGGCUGGUGAAAGGAAAAAUUUUCAACGACAAUAAUAAUCCGACCUCCGAUUCAAGCGCCAUAAUCAGAGGAAUUUUCGUGAUGUCUACGACAAAAUUCUAUGUUUUGCAGAUUAUGGGCAAUGAAAGUGAAGACAUAUUCAAAUGGACAAAACGUCGAAUCAGUGGUACUGUUGAUAGGAUCGAAACUGUUCGCGUACUUCCGUGGAAAAUUGGAGUGACAUUAACCAUCAAAGGAAUUGGUACGAUACAUUUGCUUCUGCAGGACAUCGCCCGAACCGACAGUUUGCUACUGUUCUUUGCGAAUAAUCCAUUGCCAAUGUACUGCACUCUAGAAUACCAAAUAUCGGAACGUCUCUCGCAGAAACUCCUGAAAACCACCAACAAUGCACAGUUGAAAAUGCUUGCAAUUCUGGAAAAUUGUGAAACAUCCCUUGACGACGCAAGCACUUCGCACGGCCUGGUCGGCUUGAUCAUAACGGAAUCGGAACUUUUUCUUAUAUGUCCGACGCAUCAAUGGCUAUCGGAUAGAUGCGACGUGGACAUAGUGACGGUGAAAAAGCAAUUCAUGAACAAUUUGGUGGAAGUGGAAAAGCACGUACCGGCAACAUUGAAAAUUAAUUUCCUGGACGAAAAUACGGAUAAAUGUGAGCUGUGGACGUGUGGAUUUAUAGAGGACACCUGUCUGGAAAGUACAAUGAACGCAAUAUCGAUAUCAUGGGAGAAACUAUUUGGCGUGCCUUUGUUAGCUAGUAAUUAGAAAAUUUCGCGAAAGAAAAACCAAACUGAAAAUAAUGAUCAAUUUGGACAAAUUUGAUUCGACCAAAUCAUUGGAUCAUGUUUUUGCGAUUGAAUCAAUUUUUAACAAUUUUUAUCCGUUUAGUAAUGUGUCCGAUAAAUUUUAUUUUAUUUAUGUAUAACGACAACACUAACUAUUAUUAUUUUAUUAUUUUAUAAAAAUGUAUAUGUCUUCCUCUUGUGUAAUAUGUCUCUUGACGCAAUAAAGUGUGCAUCGGAUAUCUAA